Molecule: messenger RNA, 709 nt
Organism: Musca vetustissima
Lineage: Eukaryota; Metazoa; Arthropoda; Insecta; Diptera; Muscidae
Exons: 3
Coding region: 32-709 (225 amino acids)
Biological process (GO): inner mitochondrial membrane organization; protein insertion into mitochondrial inner membrane from matrix
Cellular component (GO): mitochondrial inner membrane
Molecular function (GO): ribosome binding
Source: RefSeq, a predicted model, not a curated record
UCAACGGCAAAAUCAUCAAUGGAAACGUCAAAUGGAGCUGAACCAACAGCGACGUAAAGUUAUACCCAAAUUGGUGUAUUUAAAUAAUCCGUGGACUUAUUUGGCGGCCAAAUUCAAUUUGCUGAAAAUGCAAUUGUUUUGGGAUCGGGAAUUUGUCGAACAGGAAUUUAUUAGAGGUGCUAAACAGGCUGCUGUGGUCUUAACCGAUAUAAUACGCAAUCAAAAUAUAUCGGGAAUUAGUAAAUUCACCACACCAUUGGGCUAUCAACAAAUCACACGAGACAUGCGUCUCUCAAGGGAUGAUGUGCGUUUGAAAUUGGUGAGAUUCCAGACGGAACAUAUUCGGAGGGCCAUACCAAUGAAGGUUGUGACCAGACUGAAUUAUGGUAGAAAAUAUUGUUUCAUAGAUAUGAUGUUUGUGGGCCUUCGGAAUACCAAAGAUUUCGAUAGCAUUGAAGAACUUGUGGAGGUCAAUCGAAUAUUACAAUCUUUGGAUGCUGAGGUGAGGAUAACCCAGGAGGAGACCAUCACAGCACCUCAUCGCAUUGUAUUUGCUGAAAUUUUCAUACGAUUUCGUCGUGAUUGUUCGGCAGAUUCUGAUAGCUAUUAUUCACAUCAUUCCCAACGCUAUGCCAAUGAUAAGGAUUGGGCAGUGGGGUUUUAUAAAAUUCUCUCGUUUGAUGUUUUCCAUUAUAAUCCGAGGAUUUAA